AUGGAAAUUGUGGAUGCGCUCGAUUCGUCACCUUUGGCUAUGAAUAUGAGCGAUUCCAGGCUUGCUACAAGCCAUAGAAACCUUAAUAAUGACGUAUCUUUAUCUUCUAUUGAAUCUACACCAUUAGAAACGUCAGGAGCUCACGCAGAAACGUAUAGAACAGGCGAUGAAGAAGAUGGUUGGAUGCCAAAACCUGUACGAUUACAUUCAGGCAAAACACGAUCAUGUGUUGUCUGUUUGACUAGUUUAGAGUAUACAUCCUCUCAUAGUUGGGACGAGUAUUUACAGAGUGAAGCGUAUUUAGAUCAAUUACAAGCCAAUGUCCUACAAGAUGCUUUCAUCUCGUCCGUUAUUUGUGGAGAGACUACAGCAGGAGGUGAUGUACCAACCGAGCAUCGUAUGCAUAAGAAUCGCAAAUUCAAAUGUCGACAAAAUGUAACGGAUUAUAAACAUAUGACAAGUGCUGGUGUUGUGGAUCAAUUGGGAAUGGAGAAAGGAUCGAUACGAACAUUAGAAGAAAUGCUGAUUGAGACACUACCUACACCAGUAUUUACUCAUGUAUUAGAACGACGACUGGCUGUGAUUUCACAUAGUUCCAAGAUUGUUUGUAAACUCAUGAGUCGUGAGAAAAGCAUAAAGAUAUCAAGACCUGUGGAGAAAACAAUGGAUACUGAAGAAUUGCAUUAUUUAGCUAUUCAGACAUUGUCAGCGUUAUUAAAAGCUUUUGAUUACAAGAAUCCACACGCACUGAGAUCGUUUCAAGAACUGUCGCACCUCUUAACGUGCUUUCCUGUGCUGUCGUUGUACCCAUUCUGGAGUCCCAUGAAAAAACCACCGGAUAAAGUGUUGAGGUUGACCAAGGACGAGGUAGAGGUGUCGUCGGUUACGGCAAGUUCCGACGCGCAUGGACCACACUGCGCGCUGGAUGGAGAGGAGGACACGUUCUGGCAGUCGCAACCAAGACCAGGAGUGGUAUAUUUUGUGGUGAAGGCGACGGAAUUGGAGAAAGUGACUUCGAUCUUGAUCGUCUGGCAUAUGAAGUAUAUUCCACAAACUGUUGGUGUUCAGUAUCGUCCUGACGGGAGUAAUAGUUUCAUGCCAAUUGUAGAGGACCGAACAGUCUCGUCGUAUGACCCCACUGUGAUUGAAACCAAAUUUCCGAUGUCCUGUCGAGAAGCCCGAAUUGUUAUGGCGGGGACGCCAUCUUCGAAUCGUAAUGGGACAUACGCAAUUAAACACCUGCGACUGAACAUGCCCGCUCCUAGCUCCCUUUUUGUGGACCCGAAGCUGACGUUAAGCGCUAUUGCUAAUUGGCUUCUUGGUGCUUUGGAUACCGUUGACGACGUCAUGGCUACAGAGGCUAUUGGGGCACUUAGGGCCUGGGCUUUGUCAACAGCAUCACUUAACGUCACGAUGCUGUUUGUCAAUAUGCUACUGCAGCUUGAUGCCAGCGCAGAAGAUCAUCGUUGGCGCCGGAAUGCAGCGCUUGCAUUAGAACAAGGUCGCAUUUUGCUGAAGGGAAUUGAGGCAUAUCAUCAGGAAAAAUUACAUCGGUUGGCGCAUGAAGGGGGUACGGUCGGUCAUGAUGACGUUCGCAAAGUUGGGGCCGUUUUUGAAUCAUCAGUUUGCUCUACUGGCGUAGUUGUUGAAGGCGGUGGUCUUAUUGUGAGGACUCGGGAAACGAGUUACCAAUAUGCAGUUGUAAAUUGCGGAAUAUCUACUGGAAAAGCCUCUUGGAGAUUGCGUCUUGAUACUGACACACAGGACGACGAAAUGACAUGUUUUGGUGCUGCUAUACUACCCGUGACCAUCAACGGUUAUGAUUCGUCCCCCAGUCUCUGGAUGCUGAGAGGCUAUAAUGGCAACUUAUAUGCUCGUGGGCACAAGCUAGGUCGAGCCAUUGGUAAGGUGCACCCUGGCGAUAUUGUUCAAGUAGACGUUGACAUGAGCGAAGGCACUUUAGCGUACAAAAUCAACGGUACGGACUACGGUGUGGUGUUUACAGAUCUUGCUGGACAUGAAGUACACCCUGCUGUUUCGUUCUACGGCUCAGGUAAAGUAAUUUCUCUGCUUGGAGUCACAAAAUGGGACUGCGCCAGCUCUGAUUCAGCUGACGUAGACUCGAUAUUUCUUUCGAGCAUACGGGAGAGUCACUUUUCGGUUGGAUACGGAACUUUAGGGAAGGGUGGCCAGUUGGGAUAUGCCAGCGGUGGUAGUCCCAACAUAUCGUCGGGCAACAACACAUCAGCCACAGAAAGCACUUCAAUUUACAUUAACGGUGAGGCUAAGCAACGAUGCUUGUCAACACAUCCACCUUCGCAUGGCGACGCCUACGUGGUCUACGACUUGUCUGAAGCCUAUCACGCGAUCAGUGGUGCAAUCGCUAUUAAUGACAACACACGUGGCGAGCUUUUUCAGAACCAUCGGGUCGUCUUGAUGUUUAAAAUAUUGGGCGACGACAAGUUGCUGUGGCAAUCAAAGCCAUUGUGUGAAACUCAUUUGAUUGAGCAAUUUGAAGUCGACGUGAAAAAUGUGCGCGUGCUAGAGCUUAGGGUGUCAUGCGAAGGGUCUAAUCACUGUGCGCAAGCGAUCUGGAUAGACCCCUGUUUGCAUCCAGUUAAAGAGUGGAUUUGUUCAAAGUGUUCUUAUGUCAACCAUGGCUCAGCAAAAAUAUGCGCGGUUUGUAGAAAUGGAACUCGUGAUGAAAGCUUGAAAAAAACAGUGGACAAACUCGCAUCAGGAGACGUUUCAAACGAAUCAACACCACCGGCGUUUGGAAGUGAUGGUCUUGUUCAAGAUCCGAAAUCACUCAGUGAGCUUGGCACGAAUAUCAUCCGACAAAUUUACGAGUUAUAUCAGCUCGAGCCAGGACGUUGCAUGUCUUCAGCGAAGCCUACUGUCCCGUUUGAGGAGCCAUUUUGCCGCCAGCCGACCAAGGAUGUAAUUUCUUUAUUAUUGCUUAUGCUUCAACGAUUCCAUACUAAUUCUGGCCUGGACGCUAAGGCAAGCAAUGAUGCAAAGUACAAUUGUGAUGGUUUUGUGCAUGUUCUAGGAAUUAUUAGUGCCAACUUGGAGAGUAUUGCAUGUCAUGACGUGAAGGAUUCUACUACGGAACUAGGCGUGUCGUUGGUUACUGAAUUACGAGAAGAACUUGAAACAAUUGCACGUAUUCGCGAAGCACCUCAAAGGGUAGCAAAUGAGAUUGAAGAGGCCGCUGCUCAGACCAUUGUUGCUGGCAUCUCCGUUUUGUAUCCUUCCGCGAUUGAAAAGCUGCAACUACUGCUUCAGUUAUUACGAUCAUACAUUUUACGUCCAAUCGAUGCUACCUCAGCAAGCUAUUUUGUCUUGGCAUCAGUGAUGAGACUUCUUGCUACUCCAGGACAAGAUGGGAUUUUGACUUUUAUGCCUUAUAUGGCAGCCGACAAUGAUAAGUGCAGAGGAUCAAGUUUUGGGGAGACUGAUGAAGCGGCAUGGAUACUGUCGGUAACCGAAGCAGUUAAACUUCUUAUGCAGGUUGUAGUAAAUGUGCACCGGAAACAGCUUUUAGCUGACACCGAUACUUCAAGCGAGGAGGAUGUUGGUAGUGACAAACUAACUGAUGCCGCAAUUAACCUUCUAAAGACGUAUCAACUUUAUCUGCUUUCGGCAGCUAUAGAGUUGACGAAAACAAAAGCAUUUGAGGGUGCCACAGCUAAUCACAGCGAUGGUAAAAGCGCGAAAGCAAUGUCUCGACGUAGACUUCAGGUCCAGGAAGCGACUCUCCAGUUUGGUGUUUUUUCUUUGAACGUAUACCGGAAUCUGGUUGACAGUAUUGUUGCCAUUCAGGCAGAAGAAUCGUUUGUUCUUCCCCAAGCAACAGUGGCUCGUCAAGCAAGCGUUCGUUCGUAUCAGAUUCCUCUGCUCUCGGAGGUGCUACCAUGGUUUAUUGCGUGCUUGUGCCUAUUACGUCGCCAUACAUGGCUUGCCCGACAGAUACUCCCGGCGGUGGUAAGGCUUCUUGAAACGCUAGACCACUUUUGCUCGGAAUCGCAGGCUGUAACAAAGUCUGCGCAUCGAUUUCAGCAGCUGGAAGCACACCAAAAGGCACGGUUGAUUGAAACACAAGAAAUAGAACGCGUUGCUGCGCUUGAGAAGGAGCCGAGCUGCUGGCCCCACUCAACAAAACGUCUAUAUAAUGUUUUUUAUCAGCUCUACACCGGCGAGAAGGACCAUUUUGAAGGGCAAAUUGGGUUCCAGUUUGAAGCAAUGAGCUCCUUCACCAUCGUUGCUCUGGGACGCUCUGUCAAUCCAAAGCGACAUGGUGGAAGACUAACGCGUGAACAUCUGAUUCGACUAUGGGAGGAAGGAUCGCAGCUAUUAGUUGCAGAAGUCACAGUCGGAGGGAGAUCAAGAAAGGAUGCUUUGGGUUAUGCGCUAGAGAUGCUACCAUUUCCUGCAAAAAUUACUCAAGGAAAACUGUACCGGUUGACGACGCAAGAGUUUGCGAAUGGUGGAGACCCAUGGUAUAAGAAAGAAAACCUACCGGAUGAAGAGUAUGACGAGUCGUAUAUUAAGAUUUUGCGGGAUUGCUACGCAUCCGGCUCUGUGGGAUUUCCUGGGUCUCAAAACAUGAUGGGUGCUGCGUACGGCGUCCCGACAUUCAUGGUUCAAGACGAAACUCCUCUCGGUAGCCUUCCGCGCUUUGUGCCUCCACAUGGUUGUCUUUCACUACGAUUCGACACGAGAAAAACGUUAAACUCAGUCUGUAUCAGCCACACAGGAACAUCCGCCGUCGUCAAAGACAACACCGAUACGUGGCGAACUUGCCUGUUGCGAACGGCGUUUCUUCACGGCGUCCAUUCGGUUGAUUUCGCUGUCAAGUGCUCUCGUGAUGGAGGAACAGUAUCUGGGCAUGUUUGCGUCGGAAUUGAUUGGAGACAGCCACGGGGAGAGCGCUGUUUGAACUCACAGCAAUCUGCGUACGAUACUUUUAUGGGAGAAACGCUGACAAGCAUCGGGUGGAUGCCCUCAAUUGGCUCGGUUUGGGUAGGAGGAGUGCGAUAUGAUUACGGACCAAAGCUCUCAGUUAGUGUCGGCGAUAUAUUCACGGUAGUUAUCGACUACGACUUGCAUCUUUUGUCGUUUGCGUAUAACGGUAAAAAUGUUGGGAUUGCGGUGGGCCCUAAGGAAUUUUGGCCUCUCGGAACAGCAAUUGAAAAACUUCCAGAAGUGGUAACUGCUGGAGUAUCACUCUACGGCUUUCAAGAUGCUGUCCAAGUGCGCCCGUCAGGUAUAGCAAUGUCAAGUCUUCGUGUUCACUGGCUAUUUGAUUUGCACAACUCAUUGGCUUCUCUUGCUGGCCGUAUCGCUAGCACACUCAUUGCUGGGCAUCCAGUAGAUGCGGUGGAAGAAGAGCUGUUACCUUGGCUGCAAUCACCGCUGCUUAGUGGGGGCAAUGCGGAGCCUUCGGCCAGGCAGGAUCAGUCUGGCGUGAACACACCGUUGCUGUGGAGUGAUGUACUUCAAGCCGAAUGCGCUCGUUAUCCGUCAAAUCAGCAAGAAAUUGGAGCUGAAGUCUUGGCAGGUUUUUCACCAUAUACGCCGUCAAGUAUUGACGAAGAUUUAGUACAGAGAAAGCGUGGGUCAGAAAGACGCUUCAAAACCAGUGAAGCUGUAAGUCAGCGCGAUCCUGUCUUUUGGGGAAAUUGGACGGCGGACAUGACAGAACGUGGAACCGUCCAACUUAUUAUGUCAUGGCUAGAGAAGCACUGUCCAGAUCGUACUUUUCUAAGUCGACUUGGAAGAUUCCCAUUGUGUGAGAGAUGGGUGUGCGCUGCUUUGAUAAUGCAUGCACCAUCUCACGUGCUCCAAGAGGUGCAAGCAAUCGCUGCAGGAGCGGGGGUCAGUACGGGUGGCGAAGUUGUUGGGGCAGAUUUUUUUGUUUCCCACGCACAUUUUACCCCAUCCGACGAUAUAAUUUGUGUUUGGAAGCGGAUUAUUAUGCUGCGACACUGGCUAAUAAAGGUUCGACAAGGGUAUCGCGCAAAAGAAGCUGACGAAACAUCAGUAAACGAACGCGAUACACGUGAAGGGACUGUUGAAAACUCUACUGCAACAAUUAUAUCGCAAUCCGAUGAAAGCUCUUCGCCGAAGCGGUUUGAUGACGACAUUAAUUUGGAACAAAGCGUGGUGGUACCACAAACCUUUGACGACCUCUUAAAGCAAGUGGUUCAACGGGCAGAAUUUCUGUGUAAGUUAGCCCCACCUUCAGGAGAAACUGAAGGUCUCAAAGGCGACUCGCAGAUUGCUCUCUUUAAUUUGGCGGAAAAAUGGAGUGCUCAAAAGACACCUCCAUCUUUGCAACCUAUGCUUGAACGCUGGAAAACUUUAGGUAAGGCAGACAGCUCAAAGUGGUCUGGAAUCGUCGAUGUGUUACGAGCUCAGCAUCGCUGGAGAGCUCGACGAGCUUCUAUACAAGGACUUGCAUUCACUUCACCGCAAUCCAUUGCAAGUGACGACAGCUUGAAUGAGAGCUCUGAUGAUAUGCUUGAGACUAAGGGGGAAUACGACUACAUGAGCAGUUUUUCCGCGAUGAUGAAAGCGUGUGAAUUGUAUAUUCGUGACGGAACUGGAGCGCCGCCCAAAGUGCUUACAUUGCUGCUCGAAAGACGCCAGCGACGAUCUGAUUCUCGACUUUUUGGUCUUCAAGCGAUGAAAAGCAUAAUAUCGUUGUUGUCGUACGACUCAGCUAUUCACAACGCUUUAAUUUUUUUAAGGCCUGCAAUGAGAGGGUUUACAGAUAGUGAGAAAGAAUCACAAGAACUUAAUGACAGGCAGGUUGUAGCAGAGACAUUUCGGGCUACGCUUCGCCAUCACUACUUGAAAGGACUCGAGGGUUGUAAUCGGCAAACCAUUGAAAGCGUUCGAAAGGCUUUCUGUGACUUAUACACCCACUUGGCACAAAUUCUCGGCGGAAGCUCGGGUUACAGUAUAUCCGAUCCGCAGCUAAAACAAACUAUACUGUGCGCAUGGAGCUUGGAUUUUGAGCCGCAGGAUCACCAGUUCUUGCUUGAAACCGGAAUGUUAUCUAAAUUACAGGAAAUGUUUUCCAUAAGAUCUGUUCUACGCAAGGCAGUCGCUGUUAACGAGGAUUUGUCCGACGGAACCCUGUCACCUGGUUCAGUACGUGGGUACUCGAGUAUCAAUUGGCAUCCUUUGUCUGUAGAAUUCGUGCAGCAAGGACUUUUACGAAGUGGUUACAUGACCAAACGUGAUGUGUUUCAGCUACUUCAUCGAGCUCCUCAUUAUGCAUGUCCAGCAGAAUGGUGGAAGAAGAACGAUAUGAAGAACGCUAAAGAUGACGUCCCAAUAACCGCACGCCACACUGCUUCCUCGCUUUCGCUACUCUAUGCUGAUAUGCUAGCUCGACUUCAACAAAAGCUGCUCGGCCCCCCUGCUUCAUACUUCAACUUGUAA
Messenger RNA from Peronospora belbahrii, 7455 nucleotides. The record is from the annotation of a GenBank genome assembly. NCBI's taxonomy places the organism in Eukaryota, Oomycota, Peronosporomycetes, Peronosporales, Peronosporaceae.